AUGGCUCUUUCCAUUCUCACGGGUUUUUUAAACCCACGGGUUUUCCAUUGGAGAGUGCGAGCCACAGAGAAAGUGGUGGAGAGGAGGGAGAGGAUCGGGUCCCACCCGGCAGGUGUCGGAGGAGCGGCGGGAGCGCGGCUCCGAGCCCCGGUCCCGCCCCGGGCACGGCCGGAGCAGGAGCGGCAGCGCCGGAGCGGCUCCUCCCGCCCGCGGCGACCCAGCGCCGCUCGUUCCGCGGGGCGGCGGGACCGGGGCUGCGGGCACGGGGAGGGGGAGGCGGCAGUGCCGGAACCGGGGGUUCGCUGCCCUCUCGGGAUUCCCGGGUUCGGUUCGGUUCGUGCCCUCUCGGGAUUCCCGGGUUCGGUUCGGUUCGUGCCCUCUCGGGAUUCCCGGGUUCGGUUCGGUUCGUGCCCUCUCGGGAUUCCCGGGUUCGGUUCGGUUCGGUGCCGGCCCUGCCCGGCAGGGGGCGCUGCGCUCGCGCCGCCGCUCCGUGUCCGCCAGGGGGCGCCCCGCGGGCGGGCGGCGCUGAGGGAGCGGCGGCGCCGGGCGGUCCCGGGGCGGUUCGGGCGCUCCCCGCGCCCCGCCCGCCUCAGCCGCGACCCAGCGCCCGCUCGGGGAACCGCCGCCCUCCUCCGGCACCGGCACAGCCCCGGCUCCCCGGGCGGGACCCCGGCCCCGCGCCGGCCGAAGCGGAGCGGCAGCGCCGGGCUCGACCCCAGCGCCCGUCCCGGAGCGGCUCCUCCGCCCGCGGCCAUCCCGGACCCAUCCCGGUCCAAACCCCCAUCCCGCCCGCCGAGAAAAAACCGGCUCCGCCCGGGACCCCCAGCAGACACCGGCAGGACCCGGACCCGAAUUCCCGGGCCCGGAUUCCGGUACCGGCCCCACCUCAGCACCUCGGGCUCCACGCAGCGCUCCGAGCGCCGGUCCGGCCGCACCCGGGACGAGCAUCCCCCACAGGCAGUCCCAGAACCAGGCCUUUGCUGCUGCUGCGCUGGCGGCGCUGAAACCGCCCGGACCCCGGGGUGCUGGCAGGCCUCGUUCGACCAGCAAACGCUUCAGAUGUGGUUGGUCUGGCCGUGUACGACGGGAGUGCCGGACUGCAAACGUGUGGUGCCGUGACUGCCAGCUCGACUCAUUCUACUGAAGCCUGCAGAUGUAAGAGGGGACACGGGCAGAAGAGUGCGAGGGGACGCGGCUCCAAGACACCAACUGCGACCCAGGCCUCCCAAGCAUUCCCAGCGCCCCUCCCUACUCCCAGCCAGCAAACUACGGCCUGCCACAAGAGGGAGCCUCGGCUUGGACUUGGCAGCUGCAAUAGAUACUGCGUUAAAGGAUACCAAGCAGGUAAAGAUUCCUGCUGGAGUACCUGGACUCUUGAUUGAUUAAAUGGACAAGCUUACAGAGCUCUGUUGUUAGGUCAAUCCUCAACCACCUUGCAGGGCUUGACUGUUGAACCUGGAGUUAUUGAUGCAGACUAUAUGGGGGAAAUCAUGAUGAUGGCUCAUACACGUUUUCCCCUAUGAGUAUUCCUGCAGGAAGCCGUAUAGCCCAGCUGGUCCCGCAACAACAGCUGGUUAAGGAGGCCCAGGGACCAGUGCGAGGAGCUGGUGGAUUCGGAUCUACAGGAGGCUUGGUACUACUUACUCUUACAAUGGAACAAUGUCCAGUGGUGGAGGUGUAUCCCAACAUUUGUCAAACUGUUUUGCAGUAAUGGGGGUCCCUAAACUAUUGAAAAUGGACAAUGGCCCCACAUAUACUAGUGAGAAAAUAAGGAAGUUUUGCCAGCAGUGGGGUAUUUCUCAUGUUACUGGUAUUGCUCACUCCCCAAUAGGCCAAGCCAUUGUGGAACGAGCCCACCAAACUUUAAAAAACUAUUUGAUGAAAUUUAAGUGUGAGAUGGACGUAUAUUCAUUACUUGCCAAAACUUUAUUUGUACUGAAUUACCUGUGCU
This is a messenger RNA of Oenanthe melanoleuca, 1951 nucleotides long. RefSeq names its product translation initiation factor IF-2-like. The transcript is spliced from 3 exons. The coding region runs from base 1 to 1119 and encodes 372 amino acids. NCBI's taxonomy places the organism in Eukaryota, Metazoa, Chordata, Aves, Passeriformes, Muscicapidae. The record is from RefSeq and is a predicted model, not a curated record.